This is a messenger RNA of Nerophis lumbriciformis (worm pipefish), 5505 nucleotides long. It is a transcript of the gene ptch1, whose product is annotated as patched 1. Gene Ontology annotation, molecular function: smoothened binding; hedgehog receptor activity; hedgehog family protein binding. NCBI's taxonomy places the organism in Eukaryota, Metazoa, Chordata, Actinopteri, Syngnathiformes, Syngnathidae. Gene Ontology annotation, cellular component: plasma membrane. The record is from RefSeq and is a predicted model, not a curated record. Gene Ontology annotation, biological process: negative regulation of smoothened signaling pathway.
UCUACCUUCCUCCUCCCCCGGUGAAUGCGGUGCAAAGGCAGCGGAGACCUCCGAAUCACGCAAUGUUGGGAUGGACGGCGCACACUAUUUUGACUCGCCCUCUCCAAGCGGACUAUGAGGUCCCCGCUCCGAGCGAAACUUUGUCGGAUUCCGCCGUCGUCGUCGUCGCCGUCUUUCGGGGAGACACACUCGAGAAGUGGGAAUCGCUGAGCAGCGCGCCGUCCCCGCAAGAUGGCCUCGGCUGCUAGUGCGCCCCCCGAGCCGGGGACAGGAGAGCCCGGCCGGCCGAGGCUAACGCGGAGGACCCGGAGGAGCUCCAGCCGCGACCCGCCGCCGCCUCCUCCGCCGCUGCCGCCGGAUUUGGACUACCUGCAGCGGCCGAGCUACUGCGACGCGGGCUUCGCUUUGGAACAGAUCUCCCAGGGGAAGGCGACCGGGAGGAAAGCGCCGCUAUGGCUGAGAGCAAAGUUCCAGAGACUUUUAUUCAGGCUGGGCUGUUACAUACAAAAGAACUGUGGAAAGUUUUUAGUGGUGGGCCUCAUGAUUUUCGGCGCUUUCGCGGUGGGCCUACGAGCGGCUAAUUUGGAGACGGAUGUGGAGAAACUAUGGGUAGAAGUGGGCGGGCGUGUGAACCAGGAACUGAAGUACACGCGUCAGAAGAUCGGCGAAGAGGCCAUGUUCAACCCUCAGCUCAUGAUUCAGACGCCACGGGACGAGGGAGCCAGCAUUUUGACGGUGGAGGCAUUGUUGCAGCACCUGGAGUCAGCCAUACGAGCCAGCAGAGUUCAUGUCUACCUUUAUCACCGGCAAUGGAAAUUAGAACACUUAUGCUACAAAUCAGGAGAACUAGUCACGGAAACCCAUUUUAUGGAUCAGAUCAUAGAAAAGCUUCAUCCUUGUCUCAUCAUCACACCUCUAGACUGUUUCUGGGAAGGAGCCAAGCUUCAUUCUGGAAUGGUCUAUCUUCCUGGUAAAGACCCUCUGCAGUGGACCAACUUCGACCCCAAGGAGUUCCUUGACGACUUACGACGGGACCACUUCCCGGUAGACGGCUUUGAAGAGAUGUUGGCAAAAGCCGACGUUGGACACGGCUACAUGGAUCGUCCCUGUCUGAAACCCUCCGACCCCGACUGCCCCCUCACUGCACCCAACAAGAACUCCACCAAGCCGUUAGAUGUGGCGUGGGCCCUGAACGGCGGCUGCUAUGGGCUGUCCAGAAAGUACAUGCACUGGCAGGAGGAACUGAUUGUAGGCGGGACCACCAAGAACGGCAGCGGACCCCUGCUCAGCGCCCAGGCCUUACAGACCAUGUUCCAGCUGAUGACGCCCAAGCAGAUGUUUGAGCACUUUCGGGGCUACGAGGAGGUUUCCCACAUCAACUGGAAUGAGGAGAAGGCUGCAGCCAUUCUGGAAGCGUGGCAGAGGAGAUAUUCGGAGGUUGUGUUGAAUAGCGUGGCGGCCAACUCAUCCCAGAAGGUCUUGUCUUUCACUACCACCACUCUAGAGGACAUUCUCAAGUCUUUCUCGGACAUCAGCGUUAUUCGUGUGGCCAGCGGUUACUUACUGAUGCUGGCCUAUGCGUGUCUGACCAUGCUGCGGUGGGACUGUGCCAAAUCUCAAGGGGCUGUAGGGUUGGCGGGCGUCCUGCUGGUGACGCUGUCAGUGGCGGCAGGUUUGGGACUCUGCUCUCUCUUGGGCAUUUCCUUCAAUGCGGCCACCACACAGGUGCUGCCAUUUUUGGCUCUGGGUGUCGGUGUGGAUGACGUCUUUCUCCUUGCGCAUGCCUUCAGUGAGACGGGGCAGAACAAGAGGAUCCCAUUCGAGGACCGCACGGGCGAGUGUCUGAAGAGGACCGGGGCCAGCGUGGCGCUCACGUCCAUCAGCAAUGUCACCGCGUUCUUCAUGGCGGCCCUCAUUCCCAUCCCUGCUUUGCGAGCCUUUUCUCUGCAGGCUGCAGUGGUUGUAGUGUUUAACUUCGCCAUGGUCCUGCUCAUCUUUCCCGCCAUCCUCAGCAUGGAUCUUUACCGACGAGAAGACAGACGCUUCGACAUUUUCUGUUGCUUCUACAGCCCGUGCGCCAACCGCGUGAUCCAGAUCGAGCCUCAGGCGUACCUGAGUGGAUCCGACGGGAGUCACUACAGUCCACCGCCAUCCUACUGCACGGGCCCGCCUUCAUACUGUACACCUCCCCCCGGCUACAGCAGCCCGCCGCCUUCCUACAGCAGCCACGGCUUCGCCCAGCAGACCCAGAUCACCAUGCAGUCCACCGUGCAGCUCAGGACCGAGUAUGACCCGCGCACGCAGGCUUUUUACACCACCGCCGAGCCCAGAUCGCAAAUCUCCGUGCAGCCCAUCAACACGCCUCAUAACAGGAGCAACCCUCAUAGUGACUAUUACAGCCACAACAACAACAAUAAUAAUAGCGGGAGGCGGAGUCACGUUGCAUCACGUCAUCAUCAUCAUCCCGGCACUGUACAACAGGAGUCUGCUGCGGGAAGUAGCCAGAUCCCAGAGAAUAACAGCUCUACACGGGACCUGCUGUCUCAAUACGGGGAGGUCCCGCUGGGCAUAAGAUGCAUGGAGCCUCCCUGCACCCGCUGGACUCUGGCGUCUUUUGCCGAGAAGCACUACGCUCCGUUCCUUCUGCAGUCCACCACUAAGAUGGUGGUGAUCGCGCUUUUCCUCUGCUUGCUGGGAGUCAGUCUGUACGGGACCACCCAAGUGAGGGACGGCCUGGAGCUGACGGACAUUGUGCCGCGAGAAACCAGCGAAUACGAUUUUAUCGGCACCCAGUUCAAGUUCUUCUCCUUCUACAACAUGUACGUGGUGACGCAGCGGGCCGAUUACGCUCAGAACCAGCCUCUGCUGCACCAGCUGCACCACAGGUUCGGCACUGUCCGCUAUGUGCUCAAGGAGGACAACGGGCAGCUGCCCCCCAUGUGGCUUCACUACUUCAGGGACUGGCUGCAAGGUCUGCAGCAGGCAUUCGACAAGGACUGGGAGGCGGGCCGCAUCACUCUCAACAGCUACAAAGACGGCUCUGACGACGGCGUCCUGGCUUAUAAACUUCUGGUGCAAACAGGACGCAGAGACAAGCCCAUAAACUUCAACCUGCUGACCCGUCACAGGCUUGUGGACGCAGACGGGCUCAUCAACCCUGGGGCCUUCUACAUCUACCUGACAGCUUGGGUCAGCAAUGACCCGGUGGCAUACGCCGCGUCGCAAGCCAACAUCCGCCCGCACCCUCCUGAGUGGCUCCACGACCGCACCGACUCCAUGCCCGAGACGCGCCUCAGCAUCCCGGCGGCCGAGCCCAUCGAAUACGCACAGUUCCCCUUCUACCUCAACGGGCUCCGAGAGACGCCGCAAUUUGUGGAGGCCAUCGAGAGUGUGCGGGCCAUCUGCAGCAACUACAGCCGACAAGGCCUUCCCUCCUACCCCAACGGCUACCCGUUCCUCUUCUGGGAACAGUACGUUAGUCUGCGCCACUGGCUCAUGCUGUCCAUCAGCGUGGUGCUGGCCUGCACUUUUCUGGUCUGCGCCCUCUUCCUGCUCAACCCUUGGACAGCCGGCAUCAUUGUGCUGGUGCUGUCUCUCAUGACAGUGGAGCUGUUUGGCUUCAUGGGGCUGAUGGGAAUCAAGUUGAGUGCCGUCCCCGUGGUCAUUCUUAUUGCCUCUGUGGGCAUCGGGGUUGAGUUCACUGUCCAUGUGGCGCUGGCCUUCCUGACAGCAAUAGGGGACCGUCACAAGCGGGCAGUGCUGGCACUGGAGCACAUGUUUGCACCGGUGCUCGACGGGGCUUUCUCUACGUUGUUGGGUGUUCUGAUGCUGGCAGGAUCGGAGUUUGACUUCAUCGUCCGGUAUUUCUUUGCAGUAUUGGCCAUCCUAACAGUGCUAGGGGUCCUGAACGGAUUGGUCCUUCUUCCAGUGUUGCUGUCCUACUUUGGGCCCUAUCCUGAGGUGUCUCCAGUGGAUGGACGCUGCAGGUUACCCACCCCCGACGCCCCCUCCCACGUGGUCCACUUCUCGGUCCGACCUCAGCCCACGGCGUCUGCCUCGAUCACCUCAGGCGCCGCCUCGGACUCCUCAGAUUCCGAGUACAGCUCCAACAGCAGCGCGUCGGGCGUCAGCCAGGAGCUGCAGAGCUACAACACGCCCUCUCAUAGAGGACAAGCGGGAGUGGAGCAGCAGCAGUACCGCCUCCACACCAGCAGGAGCAGAAUAGGCAGGACAGAGGAGGAAAGGAGGGCAGGAUCAGGACACAGGCGCUCAGCCAGGCGGCCCGAGCCUGCAGCCUUUAGGAUGUCCUCGGGUUCUCAGGGUUGUAAUGCGGGGCCACCACCCAGCACCACUCAACGUAACAGGGACCCCAAGGGCCAGCCGUCCCGGCAUGCCCAACCCCCACCCCGCCCACGCACGGACGCUUUUGAAUCCUCCACUGAUGCCGGAGGCCGCGCUCACAGCCACAGAGAACAUUCUGCGGGCCAUCGGGGGCGCCCCUCCACUCACCACCACCCCAACCCUUACGGCCAGCCCAUCACCACGGUGACGGCGUCAGCCUCCGUCACCGUCGCCGUCCACCCCCCCGCCGGCUCCUCUUACCCGGGUUACACUGCAACGGACAGUUACUGCCAGGAGGAGGAGCCCUCCUUUCAGGACCCCCAUGUGCCUGUGGACCCCCGCACAGGUGAAACGGAGGUGGAGGCCAUGGAGCUCCAGGAUCUGGAGUUUGAGGAAACUGAAAGCAACAGAGGGAGGCGGGCCAGCUGAGUGACGCUGUGUGCGCAUGUCAUGGCCAAAGAUGGACUUUCUUCUCUGUAAAGCUAAGCCUGGCAUGGCUCGGUCCAGCCCGGUCCGCCUCUGGUCCUCAUCAGCCUCCAGUGUUCCCGUCAUGGUGCUCAUUGUUACUGUAACUCCAUGGUCGCUUGUCCUAAAUAUGUCUGUCUAUAUUUAAAAAGUUGUAUACAUAUGUACAUAUGGAAAAGAAAACAAAGUAACAGACUGGGGCUGCCAUAUUUGAUGGCCUAUGUGUGUGUAUGUGUGUGUGUGUGUGUGAGUGUGUGUGUGUGUGUGUGUGUGUGUGUGUGCGUGUGUGAUAGAGGUUUACUUACUGUUCACUCCUCUGAAUCGAUGCCAAUUUGGAAGAUUCAUUAGGUCACUGCUCACAAUAUGUUGAUAACAUCGUACAAUUUGAACUAUGCAAAUGUAUAACGGAGUGGAAGGUGUGAGUGUGUUUGUGUGUAUAGAGUAACACAAUGUCUUUCAACGUACUAGGGAUGUGCACUAUUGGGGGGAAAAAUGUAUUUAAUUUUUUUAAAUAUUCACGCUCAUGGUGUUAUUGACCUCCUAAAUCCGUGCCAGAGCAGAAUAGUGCGAGUUUAGCUCAACUUCCUCUAAUUUUUAACCCAAGUAACACGUCAAAUAGAAUUUGCCAGGCAAGUACCGUAUUUGUUUUUGCUCCCUCGGAGCAGUAAACAAUACUUUUUAAUAAUUGUUUAAAAAAAA